AAUACCACAAGCUGUCACAUGAUGACAGUUGAGCUGUAUAAAAUAUUGAUGUAUGGUUUCUACAGGAUUGGAUGUAAUGCAAAGCUGCAAUCUAUCUGGGCCAGCUGGCAGCUGAUGCAAUAAGACGUUACCAGUGCUGUGCAACAACAGGCAAUGUACAGAUUUAUAGAUCAAGAAUAUGUGACCACAAGACCACACUCGCUUUAUUAGUGAACAAAUUGGAAAUUGAACAACUGCACAGCGUUUAGGUCUGUAUUUCUGGUUAAUAAUACAAAUUAAUUGCAUGCAAUUUUGUUGCAGCUUCAAAAUGGAUAUAAAAUUGUCCAAAAUACUUUAAUCUGAUGCUUUUGUUUAUGUAAUAUUCAAUAUGCUUAGUGGAGAACAGGUAGCACCUGUCAGCAGUCUACUUUUUUUUAAUGUAUUUCUCCAUGAAGUGCAUUUUUGCAUUCUCGUAUAUCCUCCUUUAUUUGCAGAUUAUUCGAUUAAGUAAGAUGUUCUCUACACUGAAUAGCACGGUGUGUGAGGAGAACUAUCAGAGAACGCAUGAGGACAUAUGAGUAAUGCAUCAGCAGUAAAACUUUCAUUAGGAGCACAGGAAGUAAGUGCUAUAUCUAGCCAUUUAUGCUGUUGAAAAAACAGAAACAAAAAAGUUUAAUCCUUCACUUGAUCCAUAUGCUUUAUCUCAAACCUUUUCUUUUAAUGGCUUUGCAAGCUUGAUGCUGUUUUCCAGAUGGCUAUGUAGCAUUAUAAAUCCGUCUUGCAUGUCAAAGCAACUAUUUCAUGUUACAAUAUGAAGAUUUAGUUACCUGCUACCUGCUUUUCUGUUUCAGUAUGUACACGGUUGCCAGUUGUUUGACCAAGACACUUGGAUGAACAUUAGAAGAUGGAGCUGAAUAAAAUUAUUUUAGUGUAAACGGAUGCUUUUUGUUUUUUUUUGUUUUUUCACUGAACAGGUUACAAUGGAAGCAUUUUCAGUAGUUUCCUAUGAAUAUGCAUUUGGAAAGCUGCACAUCAGGGCAUCUAUUUGAGUUUUUACCCCUUCUUGCGUGAGAAAUGCAUUAGAAAUUUCAGACUUGUUAAAUAAAUUCAUACAUGUCAAGUGCUAUUGUUUAAAACAACGCAGAGCUAAAGAACUUUAUUUGGCUCAUGUAUAGAAUAAUUCAGCAAUACGAUCAUCCACAUUUUUUGCAUUUGAUGUCAUGUCCAUGAUGCUCACUCAAGACCACAAGACAAGUUUGCCCAAAGUCCCUUGUUCGUUCUUUUGAAGGACUAAGCAAAAGGAGAAAAAGAUGGGGUUAUUUUGGCGAUGGAGAUUAAGGCAGAGGGGGGCUUUUUGUCAUUUGUGCGAGACAAGCCAUUCAUCCAUCCCCCGUUCAGAGCCCAAAAAAAAGGCUGGUCCCAGAAAUUAGCAGUUUCAGCUCAGCAGCAGAGGCGUCGGGCUGUGAAGGAACAGAGAAAUUGACUAAUUAGCAAUGCGCACUAAAACUUGACGGUUCUCUCCAUAACGCAGAGAGAAAGAGAGGAAAGACUCGCCUUUUCUCCUCUCCUCUUUUUCCAUAGAUGUUUGAAAUCGCAGUCAUUUACGCUCGACAGUUUUUACAAUAGCCUUGAGCCAUAAUUUUGCGAGUCUCUCCAGCAUCCAUACCCCUGCGCGGUCUCUCUCCACCGGCCAUGCGCGUCCGUUUCUCUCCCCGACCGUGGAUUUCCUAUUACUCUCGUUACGACUCACUGAGCCCCAGGCCCAAGGAUAAUGAUGUGUUGUUUCUUGGUAGCAUAAUUUGUCACACGUAUAUUUCUUCUUCUUCUUCUUCUUCUCUUGCAGAAAGCACACGGCUCCUCUCACACUCACACACACUUCUUCUUCUUGUUAAUUCAGAGGAAACAUAAAUGAUCAAUGAGCUUGAAUGAGCGGGGAUCAAUGGUUAGGAUUCUGAUCCAUCGAUCAUAGACUUUUCUAACAGGACCGAACAAAGAAAGUGCACUGAAGGAGCCGCAGCUUUACUUUUCUUCAAGUCAGGUAAGUUUUGGAUACCUACUACUAGCAUUCGGCACGGGUGCGCACUGGGCGUAAAUGUGCCACGGGCUGAAAGUUGCCGUUUCUUCUGCUGUUCUGCCUCAGAUUGGGCGAGAAAUACCGCGCGUGUUGUUGAACGGAGCGAUUGCAUUGUGUUGUUGCCGACCAAAGCGAUGCGCAACCGCACAUCUACGGUGGUGAUGAUGCUGAUGUUGCGGGAGACAAACUAAUUGCUUUUGUAUCGCAUAUCGGGGGGAAUGUGUGCAUGCAUUUAAGUCUUGUAAGGGGGUGUGUGUGUGUGUGUGUGUGUGUGUGUGUAUCUGUGUUCGCGUGGCCGGAUAACAGAUAGCGGGCAGUUUGUAGGCUAGAUCGUGGGCUUUGCUUUCCAACAACCCGGCGUAGUUUGUUUGUUUCCCGCAGCGACCAUCGGAUUUGACGUGCUCACGAACACAUGCAUGAGAUAUAUAGAUGGGUAUGCAAGGAUGCGUGUGGUUGGGAAAUGCAUGCACUUGCAUGCUGCAAACUUAAUGCAUUUUCAUGCACACACGAUGUGUAUAUAUAUAUAUAUAUAUAGCCUACCUUAUAUCUGCACAAAUCCAACUUGCAUGCAUGCAUGAAUGAAUGAGAUACCUUCAGAAUGCAUAUGCUUUUAUAAAACCGGCUGAUGCAUUUCCAUGCAGUGUAGUGCACCAAUGGCAUUGUUUACUCGCAGGAGGUGUGCGCAGCCCCGAAGUCAUGUCCAGAUCGGGUGACCGAACCUCCACGUUUGACCCGACUCACAGCGACACUCUGCUGCACGGUCUCAACCUGCUGUGGAGGAAGCAGCUCUUCUGCGAUGUGACUCUCACGGCGCAGGGACAGCAGUUCCACUGCCACAAAGCCGUGCUGGCAUCCUGCUCGCAGUACUUCAGGUCCCUGUUCUCCACGCACAUGCUGAGCAGAGAAGACGGGCUGGCGGCGAAGGACCAAGGCAGCAGCGGCACCCCGUCUUCCUCCCCCGAUGACAAGCUCCUGCCCAGCCCGCGCUCCACCAUCAACAACCUGGUGCUGCAGGGCUGCUCCUCCAUCGGUCUGCGGCUGGUGCUGGAGUACCUUUACACGGCCAACGUGACCCUCUCCCUGGACACGGUGGAGGAGGUGCUCUCCGUCAGCAAGAUCCUCAACAUCCCGCAGAUCACCAAACUCAGUGUGCAGUUCCUCAACGACCAGAUCUCGGUGCAGAACUACAAGCAGAUCUGCAAGAUCGCAGCUCUGCACGGGCUGGACGAGACCAAGAAGCUCGCCAACAAGUACCUGGUGGAGGACGUGCUCCUCUUGAACUUUGAGGAGAUGUGCGCCAUGCUGGACGCCCUGCCUCCGCCCGUGGAGUCGGAGCUGGCGCUCUUUCAGAUGUCCGUGCUGUGGUUGGAGCACGACAGGGAGACCAGGAUGCACUACGCUCCUGACCUGAUGAAGCGCCUGCGCUUCGCCCUCAUCCCUGCCCCGGAGCUGGUGGAGAGGGUGCAGUCGGUGGACUUUAUGAGGAGCGACCCGGUGUGCCAGAAACUGCUCCUGGAUGCCAUGAACUACCACCUGAUGCCCUUCAGACAGCAUUGCAGACAGACCACAGCCAGCAGGAUUCGUUCAAACAAACGGAUGCUCCUGUUGGUUGGAGGCCUGCCCCCGGGUCCCGACCGCCUCCCUAGUAAUCUGGUUCAGUACUACGACGACGAAAAGAAGACAUGGAAGAUCCUUACAAUAAUGCCGUAUAACAGCGCCCAUCACUGUGUGGUUGAGGUGGAGAACUUCCUGCUUUUAUUGGGUGGAGAAGACCAGUGGAAUCCUAAUGGCAAACACAGCACUAACUUUGUAAGUCGGUACGAUCCGAGAUUCAAUAGCUGGAUACAACUACCGCCCAUGCAGGAGAGGAGAGCGAGUUUCUUCGCUUGCUGCCUGGAUAAGCACUUGUAUGUUGUUGGGGGAAGGAACGAGACAGGUUAUCUGUCUAGCGUUGAAGCCUAUAACCUUGAGACAAACGAAUGGAAUUACGUUUCGUCUCUUCCACAGCCGCUGGCUGCGCACGCAGGCGCCGUGCACAAUGGGAAAAUAUACAUCUCAGGUGGCGUUCACAAUGGUGAAUACGUAUCUUGGCUGUACUGCUACGACCCUGUGAUGGACGUGUGGGCUCGGAAACAGGACAUGAACACCAAGCGAGCCAUACACGCUCUCGCAGGCAUGAACGACCGCCUCUACGCUAUUGGAGGAAACCACUUAAAGGGAUUCUCUCAUCUGGAUGUGAUGCUGGUUGAAUGCUACGAUCCUAAAGCAGAUCAGUGGAGCAUCCUGCAAACGCCCAUCUUAGAGGGACGCAGCGGGCCUGGAUGUGCUGUUCUUGAUGACAGUAUUUACUUGGUGGGAGGCUACAGCUGGAGCAUGGGGGCAUAUAAGUCAUCCACCAUUUGUUACAGCCCAGAGAAAGGCACAUGGACAGAAAUGGAAGGAGAAGUGGCUGAACCUUUAGCUGGACCGGCCUGUGCCACAGUCAUACUGCCAGUCUGUUUACCGUUUAACAAAUAACUAUACAGAACGCCGAAUAAUGCGGCCGAGAAGAGGAAAAACCAGUCAAUCGCUAAACGAAUCAAAUAAAUGAGGAGACUCUCCAUAUGGAACGCCCCCAGCUUUUGAACAGGAGGUGAUGAGGUGUACAGAUUAUUAUUUUUUUACUGGUCUGACAAGAGCACUUUGUUUCUUUCAUACCUAACAGUUUACUGAUAUAAUCAUCAACUUUGCGUAUUUGAUGCUCACGUGUGUUGACAUUCAGCUGCUCACAUUCAAUCCUUUUUUAUCAUAAAUGUUUUGACAUAGCACGCAUAAUUUUUUUUUUAAACAUAUCGAUAUAGCUUCCAUACGUACUUUGUAUUUUGUGGAAACUGCCGAUCAAAGACAACGCUGAAGUGGGUUGACAAAGGAAUAUUUAUGUUUUCACAAGCAAAACUCAUGAUUCUGUGUACACAGUAGAGUAGAUAUCAGCUAUUUAAUAUAUAUCACAUCAUGUCUGCUUGUUAGAUAUUUGUCGCCAUACUUGAGUGGCACAUUGUUAUUUGUACAGAUGAGAGGGGCAUAAAUGUCAAUUAUAUAAAAAAAAAAAAAAAACACAUUUCAGUAAAACACAAGUUAUGAUUUAUUGUUUGAACAAUCAGUAUAUUAUUUAUUUAGCCAUGUGGUAUAUAUGCAUGGCGUGAAGUGGAAAGUUUAUUGUGUUUUACUGUGGGUACAUAUUUGUUUAUGUUAAUAUCUGUUCAUAUCUCACAGUGCCUAUUUUUAGCAUCAGGCUGCUUUAUUUCAUAAACUUUCCCAUGAUAAGAAUCAGACCUUUUAAAUCGAGUCAAAAUCAUAUAAAUUAUUGGCCUGAUUGGUUUCUCUGAGACGUGAUAUGAAAUCUGAAUUUGUUGCACUGGUGUUUGUUGGCCCUUUUGAUGAGAAAAGGGGAAUGUUUUUCAUUGUUGUAAAUAAUCGCUUGCAGUGGAACAUUUUUGUGCUCAUAGGAUUUAUUCUCAAAUCCUGUUAUGUUCUUUACAUUUAGUCUAUGAAAAUAAAACUGAAUUUCUGGAUCAAUAAUCUGUCUGGGCUCCCCCGCAACAACACAACACUCCUACCUAUCUAGAAUUGUUUAUGUGUGUUUGCAGUAUUAUAGCAACUGACCCAUUACUCUAUUUCAUUACAGUGUGCAAUAAUGUGUUUCAUUUACUUAUUGGAAAGUAUUUUGGUAAAUACAACAUCAAACAAAUCUGAUAAAAGGCACAAGUACACGUAAAACAUCUUAAGUGUUACUCAAGCAUGCAUGCUGUAUAUUUUCUCUGAAAGUCGGAAGAGAAUGGACUUUGGCAGACUGAAGGUAAGG
Messenger RNA from Onychostoma macrolepis, 5894 nucleotides. RefSeq names its product kelch-like family member 14 (gene klhl14). The record is from RefSeq and is a predicted model, not a curated record. The transcript is spliced from 8 exons. Gene Ontology annotation, molecular function: protein binding. NCBI's taxonomy places the organism in Eukaryota, Metazoa, Chordata, Actinopteri, Cypriniformes, Cyprinidae. Bases 2636 to 4570 code for a protein of 644 amino acids.